AUGGAACAGCAUCUGUAUGAGAUGAGAUUUAAGACUGGACUUUUCAGCUUGGAAAAGAGACAACUAAAUACAACUUAUUUUCUGCUUCAGGUUUAUGAAGAAAAUGACUACAGGAAGGUUCGAUUUGUUGCACGACAUAAGGAGGUAAAUGAGAGCUUUGCAAUUGACUUAAUUUCAGAGCAGCCUGUGAAUAAAGUUGAAAAUCGAGUGGUAUCAUGUGAUGGUGGUGGAGGAGCUCGGGGACAUCCUAAAGUAUACAUAAAUUUGGACAAAGAUACAAAAACUGGAACCUGUGGUUACUGUGGACUUCAGUUUAAACAGCAACAUCACCAUUGAAAAAUCAUCCCUUCAUGACUUGCAGAAUUGUCAGGAUUUCAGUGUUAAAAUAUUAACAAUAAACAAAAUAUAAAAGCUCAGAGAGCCUUUUUUGUGUUUAAAAACAAAAUCUUGUUUGUGUAAAGAUAUACCAGCUUAACAUUUGAAAAACUAAGGGCUUCUCUAUGGUAUGGGUAAUGCACCCUGCAGAUGUUGGGGCAUGAUUUUUACAGAGCAUUAACAUGUGGCACACUUACUGGUCUGUGUUGACUCUUGUGAUACACAGUAAAGUUUCCAUUGUGCUCUUUAAUGUAGUGUACAGUACUAUGUUAAGGAUUACUAGAGAAUUUUUUGUGUUUCCUAGCAGAGGCUACUUCAAGGGCAGAAAUCACAACCUAUAGUGUACAUUAUCCUAAUAUGUAUACAGCCCGGCGUGUGUUUGGAGAGAUGAAUGAUUCAAAGAAGUUUGAGGUAGAAAUUCUAAUCUCUGUUCAUAGAAAAGACAUUGUGCCAUGUUAUAUUUUUACGAUCUGGGAUGCCUCUUAGUAAAAUGUCUUGGAAUUGAAACUGAUGCUGAAAUCAAAUGGAAAUGGAAAUCUGAUACUCUCUCCCUUCCAAUAAGUUAAAUAAAUAUAAUUUAUUUUCAA
This is a messenger RNA of Pelodiscus sinensis (Chinese soft-shelled turtle), 962 nucleotides long. NCBI's taxonomy places the organism in Eukaryota, Metazoa, Chordata, Testudines, Trionychidae. The record is from RefSeq and is a predicted model, not a curated record.